UUCACAAACUAGUUCAAAAGCUCUAAAGACACUAGCUAGCUAAGAAGAUGAAGAAGAUGAAUGUGGUGGCUUUUGUUAUGCUCAUCUCUCUUCUUCUGCUUUUUCAGGUACUUGCAGAGUUCUCUACAUCCAGCAACGCUGAAACUUCCUCUGUUUCUGAGAUUCAGACGAACGACGAGAACCAAAUGGCGGCGUUUAAGAGAACACACCAUCGUCCACGACUCCAUUGUGGGCAUGCGUGCGCGAGGAGAUGCAGUAGGACGUCGAGGAAGAAAGUGUGUUACAGAGCGUGUGGAAGUUGCUGUGCCAAGUGUCAGUGUGUGCCGCCGGGAACCUCCGGAAACACAGCAUCAUGUCCUUGCUACGCCAAUCUCCGUACACAUGGCAAUAAGCUCAAGUGUCCUUAAAGACUACAAAAACCUCUAUAUUGUUAUGCUCUCAUCAUCUGAUUAUGUUUCUACUUUAUUAAAUUAUUAUCUUGUGUGAGCUUAUUUUACCAUUAUGUUUUCAUCAUUUGAACUUUGUAUUCAUUCCCAAUAAUAAGAUGAGUGGUUUUAUUGGUUA
Molecule: messenger RNA, 564 nt
Organism: Eutrema salsugineum
Lineage: Eukaryota; Viridiplantae; Streptophyta; Magnoliopsida; Brassicales; Brassicaceae
Product: gibberellin-regulated protein 9
Exons: 4
Coding region: 48-407 (119 amino acids)
Source: RefSeq, a predicted model, not a curated record